GGGGCGCCGCUGGGUCAGCUGAAUGACAGUCACGGGACAGCGACCAGCUCCGUCUGGCUUCCUGGAGAAGGAGGGAUGAGCGGGGGUCUCCGAGUGCGGCAGCCCAGCGGUGGGGCCCGUAGUGGGGACGGCGUUGUCAUGAAGGGUUCCCGGGACGGUGGGGACAUGGAAAAGGAGCAGGAGCGGGAGGCUCUGCAGGCCUGGAAGGAGCGCGUCGGGCAGGAGCUGGACCGCGUGGUGGCUUUCUGGGUGGAGCACUCCCACGACCAGGAGCAUGGGGGGUUCUUCACGUGCCUUGGCCGAGACGGGCAGGUGUAUGAUGACCUCAAGUAUGUGUGGCUGCAGGGGAGGCAGGUGUGGAUGUAUUGUCGCCUGUACCGCAAACUCGAGCGCUUCCGCAGCCCCGAACUUCUGGACGCGGCAAAAGCAGGUGGCGAAUUUUUGCUGCGUUAUGCCCGAGUGGCACCUCCUGGAAAGAAGUGUGCCUUUGUGCUGACGCGGGACGGCCGCCCGGUCAAGGUGCAGCGAACCAUCUUCAGCGAGUGUUUCUACACCAUGGCCAUGAACGAGCUGUGGAGGGUGACAGGGGAAGCGCGUUACCAGAGGGAAGCAGUGGAGAUGAUGGAGCAGAUCGUGUACUGGGUGCGGGAGGACCCAUCGGGGCUGGGCCGGCCCCGGCUCCCCGGGGCCCCGGCCUCUGAGUCCAUGGCGGUGCCCAUGAUGCUGCUCAACCUCGUGGACCAGCUGGGGGAGGCGGACGAGGAGCUGGCGGAAAACUACGCGGAGCUGGGGGACUGCUGCGCCCAGAGGAUCCUGCAGCAUGUUCAGGGCCCAGCCCGAAGCAAGGGUCAGAAUGCACCCAGGCCCUUGGGCCUCUUCCCCUGUGAGCCCGGCCUGCCCAAGACUGCAGCUUCUCUGUUCCUCCCGCGACAGAGGGAUGGACAGGCUGUGCUGGAGAAUGUGUCAGAGGAUGGUGAGGAACUUUCUGGUUGCCUGGGGCGACAUCAGAACCCAGGCCAUGCGUUGGAGGCCGGCUGGUUCCUGCUCCGUCAUGCCAUCAGGAAGGGCGAUCCCGAACUUCGAGCCCACGUUAUCGACAAGUUCCUGCUGUUGCCUUUCCACUCUGGGUGGGACCCUGACCACGGAGGCCUCUUCUACUUCCAGGAUGCAGACGGCCUCUGCCCCACCCAGCUGGAGUGGGCCAUGAAGCUCUGGUGGCCCCACAGCGAAGCCAUGAUUGCCUUCCUCAUGGGCUACAGUGACAGCGGGGACCCUGCCUUACUGCACCUCUUCCGCCGGGUGGCCGACUACACCUUCCGCCAGUUUCGCGAUCCUGAGUACGGUGAAUGGUUUGGCUACCUGAACCGAGAGGGUAAGGUCGCUCUCACCAUCAAGGGGGGUCCUUUCAAAGGUGAGUGGGGGACAGGGCAGGGCCGCAGGGGCUCGGGGCAGUCGGCCACCCCUGCACCUCCCGACCCCCUGUCGUGCCUCUCCGCCGCAGGCUGCUUCCACGUGCCGAGGUGCCUCGCCAUGUGCGAGGAGAUGCUGGACGCCCUGCUGAGCCGCCUCGCCCUGGCCCAGAGCCCCGGCACGCAGUGCACUCCCGCCGCCCCCAGCCCCGAAGGCGCGAAAUAAAACCGAGCGUGCUCCAG
Molecule: messenger RNA, 1652 nt
Organism: Prionailurus viverrinus (fishing cat)
Lineage: Eukaryota; Metazoa; Chordata; Mammalia; Carnivora; Felidae
Gene: RENBP
Product: renin binding protein
Exons: 11
Coding region: 76-1635 (519 amino acids)
Biological process (GO): N-acetylglucosamine metabolic process; N-acetylmannosamine metabolic process; carbohydrate metabolic process
Molecular function (GO): peptidase inhibitor activity; N-acylglucosamine 2-epimerase activity
Source: RefSeq, a predicted model, not a curated record